GACGGCUUGACUCCUUAACCAUUGCGUGGAGGGUCUUUGGCCCGGCUAUAAGUCGGGGAAGCGGGAUAUGCUAGGCAACGCUCUCUGCUCUCGGUCGGAUCUCAGCCAAUACGACAUAUCUCCAUUACCUGGAGUUUUCAGAAAGGGAUUGGUCGCCAUAAUCCUCAUCGCAAGUCUUUCAGCAGUUACGACGUUUGCGCUUUUAAUUUUCAUCACGUACCGGUUGAUCUUCUGGCGGUCGCAUUACUCACGAUACCUUGGCUACAAUCAGUACAUCAUUCUCAUCUACCAGCUCAUUCUUGCCGACCUACAACACGCAUUGGGCUGUUUGAUCUCAGUGAAAUGGUUGAUGGAGGACAAAAUAACUGCGGACUCUUGGACAUGCUUUGGUCAAGGGAUGUGGUUGCAGCUUGCAAACCCUGGCAGUGGUCUUUUUGUGCUUGCAAUUGCCGUCCACACGUAUCUGGCCGUCAUGCUGAACCGAAAAUUGAGCUAUGGAGCGUUUGUCGCUUGCGUAAUCAGCAUCUGGACCUUCAUGGUGGCUAUGGUGAUCAUCCCAAUGGCGAUACACGGACGAGAGGCCAUGGUCCCAUCAGGUGCCUGGUGCUGGAUCAAUUCGAAAUACGAACCCCUUCGUCUCUGCACCCAUUACCUGUGGGUCUUCGCUGCCGAGUUUGGCUCUGUGUGUCUCUAUGCCAUCGUCGCCUUUCGUCUACGUCGAACAAUCACCAACUCUGCAGUCCUUGCGAGCAGACGCACUGAGAGUCUACGCCGGGUCGUUAGGUGCAUGGUUAUUUACCCAAUCGCGUACAUCAUUCUCUCCCUCCCGAUCGCAGCGGGACGCAUGGCAAUGGUGCGAGGGGUCACGCCAAGUCCCGCUUAUUUCUGCGCCGCCGCAACCGUAAUCACGUCCUCCGGGUUCGUCGACGUCGCCAUCUACGCGCUCACCCGCCGCAAACUAAUCAUGGACACAGAGCCGAGCUACGGCCAUACCCGGGACCGUUUCGGCAUCAGCACGCCGCGCAAGCAGGUGCAUCACCUUGCUACCGUCACCGCAGGGGCUAAUUCCAGUGGCGGGGGUAUGAUGAUGUUCAGCACCCGGACUGGGCGAGGCAGCUCUACGGAAAACAUCGUGCACGACUUGAGCGAGGAGUCUUCGGGCUUGGCCCAAGCGUAUAGGUUCACGGCGGUUGAGGUCACAAGUCAACACGUAUAUCCAUCCCAGGCUGAAGCGAGCGAGCGGUCCAGCAAGGAUUCGGAACGAAAUUCCCCUGCUUUGCCACCUGCGACGUUCAGGAUGUGGGGAUGGUGA
Molecule: messenger RNA, 1312 nt
Organism: Aspergillus novofumigatus IBT 16806
Lineage: Eukaryota; Fungi; Ascomycota; Eurotiomycetes; Eurotiales; Aspergillaceae
Exons: 4
Coding region: 68-1312 (414 amino acids)
Biological process (GO): adenylate cyclase-activating G protein-coupled receptor signaling pathway
Cellular component (GO): plasma membrane
Molecular function (GO): G protein-coupled receptor activity
Source: RefSeq, a predicted model, not a curated record